AUGGAUUUAAUUUGUCAAGGUAAGAGUUCAUGGCCAGAACUUGUUGGGACGCGAGCACAAGAUGCAGCUGAAAUAAUUGAAAGGGAGAAUUCAUUGGUUGCUACUAUCAUUGUGCAUAUGACUUGCCCCGUUCCCCUUGAUUUCAGCUGCAACAGGGUUAACAUCGUGAUUGACUGUAGCGGCACCGUUAUCACUGUCCCUACGAUUGGUUAG
This is a messenger RNA of Ilex paraguariensis (yerba mate), 213 nucleotides long. Lineage: Eukaryota; Viridiplantae; Streptophyta; Magnoliopsida; Aquifoliales; Aquifoliaceae. The record is from the annotation of a GenBank genome assembly.